Notolabrus celidotus (New Zealand spotty) is the source of this 1256-nucleotide messenger RNA. RefSeq names its product mediator complex subunit 20 (gene med20). The record is from RefSeq and is a predicted model, not a curated record. Gene Ontology annotation, molecular function: transcription coactivator activity. NCBI's taxonomy places the organism in Eukaryota, Metazoa, Chordata, Actinopteri, Labriformes, Labridae. The transcript is spliced from 4 exons. Gene Ontology annotation, biological process: regulation of transcription by RNA polymerase II. The coding region runs from base 116 to 751 and encodes 211 amino acids. Gene Ontology annotation, cellular component: mediator complex.
CCCUUGGUGAGUAAAAUCUCCCAAACUCGGAUUUAAUUCUACCGGAACUACUUCUUUCACCCGGAAGUAGUCAUCAACACAGGCUAAGAAAUCAAUUGGACUCAAACAGCAUCAAAUGGGUGUCACUUGUGUGUGCCAGGUGCCUGUGGCAGAGGGGAAGAGUGUGCAGCAGACAGUCGACAUCCUGCACAAGAAGCUGGAGCAGCUGGGAGCUGUAAAGCAGGGCAGCUUCUGUGUUGACUGUGAGACAUACCAUGCAACAGGAAAUGUCAGCGGUCAGCCCUCCAAGCUCUUAUACGUGAUGCACAACUCUGAAACUCCCUUGAGCUGCAUGGCUCUGUUUGAAGGUGGACCCUGCCUGAUCGCUGAUGCAAACUUUGAUGUUCUCAUGGUGAAGCUAAAAAGUCACUUCCAAAAUGCCAAGGGACACAAGGUGGAGUGCCGUGGUUCUAGAUAUCGCUACUGUGACUUUUUGAUAAAAGUUGGCACUGUGACGAUGAGCUCCAGUGCCAGAGGGAUAUCAGUAGAGGUGGAGUACUGUCCCUGUGUGGUUCCAGGGGACUGCUGGAAUCUCAUGAGGGAGUUCAUGACCUCUUUUCUGAGCUCCAGUGCCCCUGAACUUCCAUCUGUGUUUGCUGCCAAACCUGAAGGGCUCUUUGCACCAGCAGACUGUGUUGACACUAUGACACAGUACCUGGAGCUGUUCAACAAACUUCGUAAACUGCAGGUCCCAGGGAGUAAUGUGCGUUGAGUUGUCAGUAAUUUAGAGAUCUAUUUUUUUAUUUAUGUGUUGAUGUUAUAACUCUGGUCCUAUGGAUCAGCAUGGUAACUAAACAUUUUGAAAGUUUGGGUUUCUAAUUUCUGUUUGUGAAGCCAUCUUGUAAUACAUUUUAGAAGCUGAAAUCUGUGUUGCUCUCAGUUUAUACCACAGUGAUCUUUUUAUGAUCAUGUAUGUACAACUUGCAUUUCUUUUUGAUAGUCUUUUGACAUCAGCACAUAUAUUUGGAACCAGGGGUUAACUACCCUCAUAGACAGUUUUCUAUUGGUAAAUAUUGUUAUAUUUCCUGCAAUGGGUGCAAUGAUUAGUUAGUAAAUAAAGUAUUGAACAGAAUACACUUUUUUGGGUUACUAAGCAAAUUAAUUUCUGUGAAUCUGUGCAGAGACCUGAAGAGCUCAAUUCUCUAAUGGUUUAGUUAAGGUAGACUUUUAAUUGUGUGAGAUGUAGACUUUUAGCAUUAAAAUACAGGUAAUAUGAA